AUGUCCGACACCGCUGGCAAAAAGUCCACCACAAGGUCGAAUUCUGAUGCACAAUCACGACUUGAAAGCAUCAGUAGCACUUUAGCUGAUGCGGGACACACAAAUGGUGGUGAAUUGCGAGCCAACUUUGCUUCCACAUCUGAGUCCUCUAAGGGCACGUCGCGCACCGAAGGCAAGAAAUUACAAUCCUCUCCAUUAUUGUCAUCCACACCACCCGUUGUGUCAAAGGCUCUUGUCAGAGCAUACCCAUAUUUAUUGAUAAUCAACAAGUUGCUAGCCAUUGCUACUUGGACCAAUGACGACUAUUGGGUUAAUAUUGUUCUUGUGUGUUUGUAUGCAUUUGCAGUGUUGUACUUUGAAAACUUGGUAACAUGGUUUGGCCACUUGAUAAUUGUGGGCGUGAUUACAUUAUUUGCAUUAUUGAAUGAAAAGAUUAUUGAAGAGACUAGCGUGAAUCCUACAUUGGAUGAUGUGGUUCAUGCUUUAACAGCAACGUGCAUCAAAGCAGAUAUGUUGAUUUAUCCCAUUACUUCGUUAUCGUUAACGGCUUACGAUAUCAAAAGGCUUUUGUUUACGACAUUGUUCCUUACUCCUGUGUACUUGAUUAUCACUUUUUUGUUGGUCAAACCCCGCUUCAUCUUGUUAUUCACCGGGUUGUUUUUAUUUACCUACCACUCGUCAUAUUCCGUCGUAAUUAGGAGAAUAAUUUGGAAACUCAAAGCCGCUAGAGUCAUUUCCUUCUACUUGACUGGGUUGGAUUUGUCACAGUCGAGAAAAAGCUCAUUAUUUGCUGCAGCUUUUGCAAAAGUGCAAAAGAAUGAAAAUAUUGAUAACCCAACUUCCAAACCGGUGAGAUUCACCUAUGUCAUAUACGAAAACCAAAGAAGGUGGCUAGGUAUUGGAUGGACCUCGAACUUGUUAUCAUAUGAGAGAACCCCUUGGACUGAUGAGUUCUUGAACGAGAGCAGCUCGAUCGAGACGUUUAAACUACCAGCUACUGAUGACACAAACAUGUCGACCGACCCUCAUUUGCAAGGAGCUACAUGGAGAUGGGUGGACAAGACAUGGAGGUUGGACUUGACUAAUGACGGGGCAAUUACCUUGCCAAGUUCAAAACGAUCAAAAACAACUGCCAACCCUUCAACUGAUGAGGGAUACAUCUAUUACGAUAAUGUAUGGAAGAAACCAUCAACUGAGGACACAUUUUCAAAAUACACACGGAGACGGAGAUGGAUAAGAACGGCAGAAUUGGUUUACAAUAACAGCAAAGCAUCACCAGUAGAGGAGAAUUUGGAGAAUAUUUCUGACUCGGUAAAGUCCACUGGCGCAAGUACACUAUCCACGAGUCCUUCAAGGACAAAGAAUUUGAGAUUUGCUGAAGAACCGGAAACCAAGGAAUCAGGCGAAGAAAGUACUGAUAAGAAGAAUAUAUAG
Lodderomyces theae is the source of this 1434-nucleotide messenger RNA. RefSeq names its product peroxisome biogenesis protein. NCBI's taxonomy places the organism in Eukaryota, Fungi, Ascomycota, Pichiomycetes, Serinales, Debaryomycetaceae. The transcript has a single exon. Gene Ontology annotation, biological process: peroxisome organization. The coding region runs from base 1 to 1434 and encodes 477 amino acids. The record is from RefSeq and is a predicted model, not a curated record. Gene Ontology annotation, cellular component: peroxisomal membrane.